AGCCUCUUAAUCGUCUUGAUUGUUCUGGAAUUAGCAACGUCAUCGUAACAUUAAAUAUGUCGUGUCGUCGACCAGCAAGAUAAUCAUAACGCGAGUAACUACACAUUCCCAACUCUUCAACCUAUAUGGAACGAAUAAUGGCGAGAACCUAUCGCUUUAAACAGUGGCUAUGUCGACCUGUGCAAACAAACUAAGCUGCGCCGCAGUAACGGUUAAUGCCGAUCCUGACAUCGCUGGAACUGGGGUCAUUCUCGCUUUCUUGAUUUCUGCUUGGUCUAGCCUCGUAAUUAUCACCGUUGAAUAUUUCUCUCUCCAUGGGGACGACGUUAACUUCAAUUCGAAUGCACUCGAUGAAUUGUUAAAAGGGUAUAUCUGGAAGUUAACAAAACGCUUUAGCAAACCGUGGACCCUAGGAGAGGUCCAGCCAGCUAUUUUGUUGGUCAGCGACCAACAACUAAUCACUGGUAUUGCGAUCCUAACCGUGGGGUAUAUCCAACACUGCACCAUUUCCCAGUAUCAUUUCUAUAUAGUCUACUUGCUUGGGUUUAUGUCCUCUCAAGUAUAUGAUGCAUCCCUCCAUGCUCUUAAUCUAUACGUCAACAGACGUCCAUCGAUGAAGUUAUGGAGAGUAAUUCUGAUGAAUAUCCUUUUCGGUAUGCUUAUCUUCAACGCAUUCGUUGUAGAUCAUGACGAGUUCCUUGUGUAUGAGGACGACGAUGAUAUUUGGUACCUUGGGUCUUCUACUCAAUGUGUCUGGAACAACUUCAUCGGCACGAGUCAUUACCGAUCUUCGCUCUUAGACCUCAUCCUAUCGUUAAUUGUAUUGAUCUGGGCCUACCUUGGGGACAUGCAACUGUUCUAUCCUCACAUAUUCAAGCCCCUCGACUGGUUUAUUCGAGUCAUUCAAACACCAUUAUUAGGUCUUCUUAGGUUUCACGACUACAUCAGCGAACGGAUGUCCGGAGCGGAACCUCCUUCCAUUGGAGCGCACCGAGUCGACACGGAGACGAACCCCGGGGCGACGUGUUCCAUGAAUUCGUUUCCUCGGAAACUAUCUCAUAUUCCCUUACUCAUAAUCCAAUUUUCCAUAUGGUUCUUACUCCUCCCGAGCUUUACCUUGAUAGAAAUUCUGACGUCGCGUAUCGUCGACCUUUGGAGAAUAUAUUCGGCGUUAUUAUGGGCAACAAUCUCAGUUAUAAAACUCGGGAAAUAUGCCAGCUCCCAUCAAUCGAUUCAGGGUGACGAAAGCGGAUGGGGGUUUGGCCAAAUCCUCCCCUUACUUCUACUACUCCUACCGGCGACGUCGGUACUAGAGAUAUACCAAGGCGAGUAG
Molecule: messenger RNA, 1333 nt
Organism: Annulohypoxylon maeteangense
Lineage: Eukaryota; Fungi; Ascomycota; Sordariomycetes; Xylariales; Hypoxylaceae
Exons: 3
Coding region: 170-1333 (387 amino acids)
Source: RefSeq, a predicted model, not a curated record